AGCUGUCGGCUCUUGCCCUGCUGCUUGCCAGUGGAUCUGAGCUUUGUAAGCCAUUCCGCCCAACGAGGGGAAACCUCCCAGUAUUGUGUUGCCGCUGCCUAAACAAUAGGAGCUUACACUGGCGGAAGGAUGUAGCGAUUCUGAGUGAAUUGUUAUUUUUUUUACUCUGUGACGUCAUUUUAAUAUGCAGCAAAAGAGGGGAUCAACUGAGCACUGAUUUCGAAGCUGAAUAACAUCUGGGCCAGACAAACAAAGAGAUCAAGCUGUAAAUAAGAGACUAAUAUUUCGGUUCAGAGCAUCUCUCAGUGUUUACGUCCGAAAGCGAUUUGUCAGAGGAUGAGGGCGCUCCUCCCCAGCUGAUUGCCGUAAAGACAGUGACCGCGAUUAUUUUCUUUAAUGUCUGCAAAAAGAGAAACCCGAAAACAGCUGAUCGCGUGCGGUCUUAAUCUAACAGCUUCUGGGCUGCCCCAAUGAACGUUCGGCUGCCUGCGGAGACACGGGUGUCAUCUCUUUGGGACGCUUUGGUGUUCCCUUGCGCCAGUGGGCUGGACUCUUGAAAACGCAGCACAAUCGCCGAGCAGAUUGAAAGACAGCGCAUAUCAAAACGCUGAGGGAAAGUGGAGGAUGUUUCCACCACAUUGUUUAUCCUGUCCAUUUUUCCAGAAAUGCUGUCUUUUAUUUGCUGUUGGUUCGUAAUGUGGACGACCUUGAUAAUUUUACGUUACUAAACAGCAAAUGCUUCGUCUGACGGGGUCUGUUUUAAAUGGAGGUAGGCAAGGAGGGCAUCCCGAUGCCGCGCUAAGUUUAUCAGUGGAAAUCAACGCAGCGAACCGCUCCUGCAUUGUAUGUUAUUUUUCUGUGUGCUUCUGAAUAAUUGAUUUUAAAGGACAUGAAAAUAAAUUAAUCCCGCCAGUUCAUUAUCACUGAUUUUUGUUUCUCUGGAAAUAAGGAUUUUCCUAUUUUGUUUACAUAGGAGAAUACAUAGAAAGGUGCAGCCAGCCAUCGACAUUCACGACAGAGGCAACGAUGGGGAGCGACAGUGAGAUUUUCAAUAGAGAACUAUCGAAGAUGUCCGAUGAGGAUCUUUUGGCCUGCACCAAGGAAGAUCUGGUCAUGCGCUUGAGGAAGGAGGAAUCAGACAAAAUAGCGGCCCUCAUCCAAAGAGGCCGAUUGAUCAAGGAGGUUAACAAGCAGCUACAGGAGCACCUGCUGGAAAUCCGAGAGCUCAAACUGGUCAACCAGCGGCUACAAGAGGAGAAUCAGGAGCUUCGGGACCUCUGCUGCUUCCUUGACGAUGAUCGACUCAAAGUGAAAAAGCUAUCUAGGGAGUGGCAAUUGUUCGGACACCACGCUGCCAAGGUGAUGCGGGAGGAUCUCGGAGGCUACAUUAAGAAGCUCUCCGAGCUAGAACGCCUACAGGAAGGCUUAGUAAAGGAGAACCUCGAUCUUAAGGAGCUGUGCCUGGUGCUCGAGGAGGAGUGCGUGAGCAGGACGGACAGCAGCCCCGCAGGCUCGUCUGAACUGAACCUGCCCUGUAUGGCUCGGGACCUUGGGGAUGGCAGUUCUAGCACUGGCAGCGUGGGAAGCCCCGACCAACUCCACCUGGUAUGCUCUCCGGACGACUAAAGCGAGUGUGGGGACUACCCCCUCCCCCUAAUCGUGAUUGCACGGUCACCCUCGCUGCGGCGCAGCGCACCUCGGCGUCCGGCCAGCUGGAGCUGCUGAGAUUACAGCAGCGCGCUGCGACAUUAGGGACAAUUGUGCUGUAUACUGUCUGUGUAACGGGACCAUUCCCAGCCAACUUGAAUAGACCUGAGGGAGGCUGUCCUGCACUACGGCUGGGAAGUCCGCUAUGUGUAAUUAUUACUAUUUACUUAUGAGGGCGAUCAAUGUGCAAUGCAAUGCUUUGUUUGGCUUUAUUAUAACAAACUAGGUUGUUAAUAUAAUUAAGAAAAUUCUAUUGAUAUUCGCUAACUGGAAUUGACUGAUUGCAUUAUAGUUCUGUUGCAUUAGCUUGGUUUACACAAAAAAAAGACAAAAAACACCAAUAAGUUCUACGUAUGCACUGAGGCUGACUGAUUUCUGCCGAUUGGUAAUUUUAUGACGACAAUGAUGAUUUUGCUUUAACUUGAAUGCUCCGUGCUUAGCCCUGUUCAGCCAAUCAUCAUGCUCACAUAUUAUGGCACAAUACUACUCGGGCUUCGAAUUGGUGUGCGGCGAGAGAUUGCGCGCGCGCAUGUGUGUGUGUGUGUUUGAGAGACAGAGAGCUUGAUUGCAGUGCAAAAUAAAUGCCGUACAUGGAAAUCUAGAUCUAGCAGGACACCUCGGGUCUACUGAUGUUUUUAAAUGCUGCCUAUACGUAUUUGUUCUCUUUGGCUUUGUUUUUUAUUGCAUAAUAUAUAGCCAUUGAGAUCCUUUAUAAAAGGCACUAUAUGUAAAAACUGUACUAUGAUUAUUAUGAAAAUAAAAUCGAUUUUUACCAAAUGUCGGGGAUGUUAAAAUUAAAAUAACACUGCAAGUAUUACAAGUGUUAAAAUAGUUUUAGUUGAUAGCAAUUUGAGUAAUUUUCAGCAAAAUGUAAAACGCAGCACAUUUAAAAAUAUUUUUACUAUAUGUAUAUUUCAGUUUAAAUCAAAGGUGCUUUUUGGCAUGACUAAUAUCAGGCGUGUUACCACUAGGCAGUAUAACAUAAAACAUUCAUAUAACGAAUGAGCCUACCAUAACAGUAUAAUAACAAAUGUAUCUUUCAUGGUACUGUACUUUUAAAAUUAAUUGAUAUAGAAAGCCAUCAAUGCAUACAUAGAAAUUGUCAAAUUUCAGGUUUAAAAGCCCUGAUUUCAGAUCCAGCUGUUCUAACUAACUGGAGGUCAAAUACGGAAUGGACAGGAGGUGCCAAGUUCCAAACGUUUUUUACCUUGUCCUCAUUCAGAGGCUGCUGAAAGACUGGAGUAACAGUACCACUGGACUUAGUUAGACUAAAAUAUUUUAUCAUAUGGAGAAUGGUGCUUGAAAUCUCAAUGCCCAGGAACAUUAUUCUCAAAGACGUCAAAGUUCAUUAAGGUGCACAGAAACCACCCUACCAAAAUGGAAGCUGAGUAACUUUACUGUUAAGGCAUAACAGUUUUGAUACAAAUAUAUGUAAUGGGCUUUUUAUUUUAAAGUGAUAUUGAUAGCGUUCUUCCUCAUGUUUUUGAAGUGACUGGCUUAUAAUAGACACAGAUAACAUGCAGAAAGGUACGUAUAAAUGAAGAACGUUUUAACAAUAUCAUAAACUGACAGAUAAACGGACUGUUAUUGCAUGUGUUCAUAUUGAAAUUGUUAACAGUAAAGCUAUUUAGAAUAAUUUUUGGUACUUUAUUUUUGGACACCCUAGUAAUACAAAUGAAAAGCUGCAUUUUAUAUAUCAAUAAAGCUUAAACAAAAAGAUUUAUAACUCGGUGAUAUAGUGCCAAUGAAGGGUGGAUAAAAUAAGCCCUUGUUGAUAUUACUUUUAAAAGUGUCCUGAAAUGUAAAAAGAUUGAAAACCCCUAUUGGUGGGGGGCUACAACAUAAUUUUUACUAUGUAUGGAAUUCUCCAAAGCAAUUAACCAAACUUUCUUUGGUUUCUGCUGAGUGUAGCAGGCUAUACUCAGUUCAGAAGGAAAUGCAGGGCCCCUUUUCAGCUUUUGGUAAAAGCAAAUUAUUCAUUAGGUAUGAUGUUAAUUUUAGUAUUCAAAUGUAUAUACUGAUAACGCAAAUAUAUAUACAAAUGUA
Erpetoichthys calabaricus (reedfish) is the source of this 3753-nucleotide messenger RNA. RefSeq names its product coiled-coil domain containing 85B (gene ccdc85b). Gene Ontology annotation, cellular component: nucleus. The transcript has a single exon. Bases 1027 to 1626 code for a protein of 199 amino acids. Gene Ontology annotation, biological process: negative regulation of DNA-templated transcription. The record is from RefSeq and is a predicted model, not a curated record. Lineage: Eukaryota; Metazoa; Chordata; Cladistia; Polypteriformes; Polypteridae.